AUGCAUUCGCAUGAUGGGAUGCACUCACCGCCGGGCGGCAAGGGCAAGAGGAAAUUGUGCGGAUUCAGGUCGUCAGCAUCGGCAGAGCCGCAGAGCGCGCGGCCUGACCCUGAUUACGAGCCUGAGGCAGCGGAGUUGUUUGACCACGUUCAGCUGCACGCCUGGGCGAGCCACGGUAUGCGCUGCCCGUGGCGCGGGUGCGAGUACCACUUCCGGGGCAAGAGCAACGGGUACUCCAACCUCCGCAAGCAUCUGCUAACGCACUGGAAGACGCGGAGUGGUACGCUCUGCCCGCUCUGCUUCGAGGGCAUCACCGUCAAUGGGCCGAUGGCGCUCACCCGGCACUACGCUAGCGGCUGGUGA
This is a messenger RNA of Schizophyllum commune H4-8, 363 nucleotides long. RefSeq lists its product as uncharacterized. The record is from RefSeq and is a predicted model, not a curated record. The coding region runs from base 1 to 363 and encodes 120 amino acids. The transcript is spliced from 3 exons. Lineage: Eukaryota; Fungi; Basidiomycota; Agaricomycetes; Agaricales; Schizophyllaceae.